AGAAACUGCUUGAAAAAUGAGGGAGUGUAUCUCUAUGCAUGUUGGCCAGGCCGGAGCCCAGAUGGGCAAUGCCUGCUGGGAGCUCUACUGUCUGGAGCACGGCAUCCAGCCGGACGGCCAGAUGCCCAGUGACAAGACCAUUGGAGGAGGAGACGACUCCUUCAACACCUUCUUCAGUGAGACUGGAGCUGGGAAACAUGUUCCCAGAGCUGUGUUUGUGGACUUGGAGCCCACUGUCAUUGAUGAGGUCCGCACGGGAACCUACCGCCAGUUGUUUCACCCCGAGCAGCUGAUUACUGGCAAGGAGGAUGCAGCCAACAACUAUGCCCGUGGUCACUACACUGUCGGCAAGGAGAUCAUUGACCUGGUUCUUGACAGGACUCGCAAACUGGCUGACCAGUGCACAGGGCUCCAGGGUUUCCUCAUCUUCCACUCCUUUGGAGGAGGAACCGGUUCUGGCUUCACCUCCCUGCUGAUGGAGCGUCUCUCAGUUGAUUAUGGCAAGAAGUCAAAGCUGGAGUUUGCCGUUUACCCCGCACCUCAGGUGUCCACUGCAGUGGUGGAGCCCUACAACUCCAUCCUGACCACCCACACCACCCUGGAGCACUCCGACUGUGCCUUCAUGGUGGACAACGAAGCCAUCUACGACAUCUGCCGCAGGAACCUGGACAUCGAGCGCCCCACCUACACCAACCUGAACAGGCUGAUUGGACAGAUCGUCUCUUCAAUCACCGCCUCUCUGCGCUUCGAUGGAGCCUUGAACGUGGACCUGACAGAGUUCCAGACCAACCUGGUGCCCUACCCUCGUAUCCACUUCCCUCUGGCCACCUAUGCUCCCGUAAUCUCAGCAGAGAAAGCCUAUCACGAGCAGCUCUCUGUGGCCGAUAUCACCAACGCCUGUUUUGAGCCAGCCAAUCAGAUGGUGAAGUGUGACCCGCGUCAUGGAAAGUACAUGGCCUGCUGUCUCCUGUACCGUGGCGAUGUCGUGCCCAAAGAUGUCAACUCUGCCAUCGCCACUAUUAAAACCAAGCGCACCAUCCAGUUCGUGGACUGGUGUCCAACAGGCUUCAAGGUGGGCAUCAACUACCAGCCCCCCACCGUGGUUCCUGGAGGAGACCUGGCUAAGGUGCAGAGGGCUGUGUGCAUGCUGAGCAACACCACGGCCAUCGCCGAGGCCUGGGCUCGCCUGGACCACAAGUUCGACCUGAUGUACGCCAAGAGGGCCUUCGUCCACUGGUACGUCGGGGAGGGGAUGGAGGAGGGAGAGUUCUCGGAGGCCAGAGAGGACAUGGCUGCUCUGGAGAAGGAUUACGAAGAGGUGGGAACCGACAGCCUCGCUGAGGGGGACGAAGAUGAAGAAGAGUACUAGACCAGUUGUCUUCAUUGUCUUUGCUGUGACAAAUGUUUUUCCAAAUGAAUAAAAAAGCUUUAAAGGUA
This is a messenger RNA of Salarias fasciatus (jewelled blenny), 1437 nucleotides long. Its product is annotated as tubulin alpha chain-like. The record is from RefSeq and is a predicted model, not a curated record. Gene Ontology annotation, molecular function: GTP binding; structural constituent of cytoskeleton. The transcript has 4 exons. Gene Ontology annotation, biological process: microtubule-based process. Gene Ontology annotation, cellular component: microtubule. The coding region runs from base 17 to 1369 and encodes 450 amino acids. NCBI's taxonomy places the organism in Eukaryota, Metazoa, Chordata, Actinopteri, Blenniiformes, Blenniidae.